Oppia nitens is the source of this 929-nucleotide messenger RNA. RefSeq names its product regulator of microtubule dynamics protein 2-like. Lineage: Eukaryota; Metazoa; Arthropoda; Arachnida; Sarcoptiformes; Oppiidae. Gene Ontology annotation, molecular function: microtubule binding. The transcript has a single exon. The record is from RefSeq and is a predicted model, not a curated record. Gene Ontology annotation, cellular component: cytoplasm; spindle microtubule; mitotic spindle pole. Bases 161 to 862 code for a protein of 233 amino acids.
AACUGUUUAUUCACUACAUUGAGGUCUUUCCUCGCCUCACAUCUUAUCUAACAUUUAAAUGUCAUUAAAAAGCAUUAGAUAUUAGUAUUAGAGAUAAAACACUGAAAAAGUACUCAAAAAACUCAUUACAAACCAAACACUCGAGAAAAACGUCGCAAAAAUGGAUUUCUCUCUUCUCGACCAACAAAUCGACUCCAUUUCCGCCGACAAAAACCAAAUCUACAAACAACUCAACACCGCUUCCGCCGAUAAUCCAAACGACGUCCAACUUCUCUGGCGUUUGGCCAAAGUGGCUCUUCUUCUGUCAGAUUUGGCCGAAAAAAACGGUCAAAAAGACGAAUGCAAGCGUUGGUCUAUUGCAGCCGUCGGUCACGCAAAAGCAGCCGUAGUCGCCGAACAACAGUCUCUCGAAGCCCACAAAUGGUUGUGUGCGGCAGUCGGCCGGUUGUCUCCUUUUCUGCCGACUAAAGAACGCAUCGAAUGCGGACAUGAAUUCAAAGUCCAUUCAGAUAUCGCUCGAAAACUCGACCCAAACGACCGACUUCUGCACCAUAUGUACGGACGAUGGUGCUAUGAAGUGGCGUCUCUGUCUUGGAUGGAACGCAAGUUGGCCGCAACCUUCUUCGGAACGCCUCCUGAGUCGACUUUCGCGGAGGCGUUGAAUGCUUUGGAAAAAGCAAAUGAAUUGAGAAACGAAUGGAUUGGAAAUCAUUUAUGGAUUGCAAAAGUCUUGAUUGCAAUGAAAAAACCCAAAGAAGCCCUAAAAUGGAUUGAUUCGGGUCUUCAGAUCCAACAGAACACCGAAGAAGACGGUUUAUCACAUCAACAACUGAUUCAACUCCAAAACAAACUCAACAAAUGAGUCAUUUCUUUAUUUUUGUCAAAAACUAGUCAAAAACUAGUCAUAAAGUGAUUCAAAACCAAUUCAA